AUGAAUCCUCUCCACGACCUUAAACGCGAUAUUGCGGAAGCCAUCCGCAUUUUCUGGGGACCAUGUCAGGGUCUUAAAGUAACCAGCGGAAUCAAAUCAGCCGGCGAACUUCCACACAAGUUCUACUGGGAAAAAGUCGAUCCGAAUGAAGUUAUUCCCCGAGGAACACCUGAAUGGGACGAAGCUCAGUGGAAGAUGUCCUCACCUAUUAUUUACAUUGACCUCUCUAAGGUCAACAAUCGUCCGGCUCUUGGCUACGAUGUCAAUGACAUGAUGAAAGGAGUAGAGGGUGUUAUCGACGAAUACAUUAAGAUAUUCGACAACGGUAACGAGUCCUACCCGGCGGGGAUGGGUUGCGACCCCCGGAUGUAUCUCGUCAUCUUCAAGCCGUACAAUGUCCACUUUGGGCCAAAGGUUGCUAGCAUGUGCUUGCCUCCAACACACUCCAACGGCUAUGACCCAAACCGACCUAUAAGUGACCAGAAGUUGGAAUCAAAGAUGGUGUUCCUGCCUGUGAAAGACGGAAACGAUCGAACGGAAUGGGAGGCGAAAUGGAACGAGUGGAGAACAAUCCGAGAUACUCAACAUUUCACACCGGCGUCAAUUGGGACUCUGUCGAAAGUGAAGAAUUACCUUAAGAGGUACAUUCAUUAG
Molecule: messenger RNA, 654 nt
Organism: Hypoxylon trugodes
Lineage: Eukaryota; Fungi; Ascomycota; Sordariomycetes; Xylariales; Hypoxylaceae
Exons: 1
Coding region: 1-654 (217 amino acids)
Source: RefSeq, a predicted model, not a curated record